AAUAUUUUGUUUCUUUUUUGCUGACUCAUGACUAGAAUUCACAAAGAGAGGGUUCCCCAUCACAUGGAACCUUCACUAAAUAUGGCGUUUUUUGGACUACCUAACUGUGCUUGGAUAAAGAAUGACCAAGACUUGACUUAGCUAUGUUAGAUGCUAAAACAGUACAACAUGCUGAUUCUUGUUAAAAUCACCAAGACAGAGGGGGAGGAGGGAGCAAAGUUAAAUUAACAUGCCAGAUCCCAUACCAGAUAGGGUCAAGAGGCUAUGGGAUCAUUGGAAUAUCAGAUCUGCUAUUCUUGCUAGCCUCUCAUUGCAGGCCUUUCUCAUACUGUUUGCCUCCCAGAGGAAACGCACUGCCCAUAAAUUAGUUAUUUUCUUGAUCUGGUCGGGUUACUUACUGGCAGAUACAGUGGCAAACUUUGCCAUAGGACACAUCUCCACCAGCCAAGGCACCAGCGACCGUAAGCAUAGAGACAACAAUGAUCUCUUGGCGUUUUGGGCUCCAUUUCUUUUGGUUCACCUUGGUGGCCCAGACACCAUCACUGCUUUUGCUCUUGAGGAUAACGAACUCUGGCUUAGGCACAUGCUCACAUUCGCCACGCAGGGCUUCGCUACCCUUUAUGUCUUCUUCCUGACACUUACCAGUAAUAAGGUAUGGAUCCCGACAGUCCUCCUUUUUCUUGCUGGUGUCAUCAAAUACUUCGAGCGGACAUAUUCUUUAUACAGUGCGAGCCUGGAUCAAUUUCGUGACUCUAUGCUCGAAGAUCCAGACCCGGGACCCAACUACGCCAAGCUCAUGGAGGAAUAUGAUUCGAAGAUUGAGGCCAAGAUCCCAACAGAAAUAAUAAUAAUUGAGGAGCCUGAUAAACAAAUGCCGACUACAGCUCGCGAUACACAAAUUAAGAAACUGAAAGAUGAUCUUGAGGUUGUGCAAAGAGCUUAUUACUACUUCAACAUUUUCAAAGGACUGAUUGUUGAUCUCAUCUUCAGCUUCAAGGAUCGGAAUGAGAGCCGCAAGUUCUUCCACAGCAUUGAUGCAGAAGAUGCUUUGAAAGUACUAGAGGUAGAGCUCAAUUUCAUCUACGAAGUUCUCUUUACAAAGGCUGUUGUUGUGCACUCCGUAAUUGGAUAUGUUUUCCGCCUUUUGUCCUUCAUUUUGGUUUUGGUUGCCCUUGCAUUAUUUCGUUUCAUUGUCAAGAACAAGAAGGACACAUUUCACCCGCUUGAUGUUAAAUUUACGUACGUGUUGUUGUUGGGUUCCGUUUCGCUUGAUACAAUAGCCUUCGUCAGGGCCAUUUUCUCUGACUGGACAGUGGCUGAUCUCAAUAAACCUGGGAAACAUCCCGAUUCUUGUUGGAAAUCUUGUGUGGCAUUUUUCUCUGCAUGGAAAGUGCCCCUUUUCAAUGUCAAACGUGCCAUCUUUAAACUCAUUGGUCUUCGCAGCUGGUCUGAGUCUGUCAAAGGCUAUAAUUUGGUAAGAUACUGUGUCAACAGACCUAAAGGCCGGAUAGGCAUUUUCAUGGACAAAGUUCUUGAUUUUGUGGGUCUCAAAGAUUUCUUUGAUGGGAUAUUUCGAGUGUCCAACAAGCGAUUCACUAGUGAACUUUGGGAAGUUAUAUUUGAUGAGCUGCAAAAGAAGUCCGAUUCUGCAGAUGAUCCAGAAGAUGCCAAGACAAUAUGUUCAGCAAGGGGUAAUUUGGCUCUCCAGGACAAUGAUUGGGACAAAAAUCUCAAGGAGAAAUUAAUGCCUUACGUUGUCAAUGUUACUUAUGAUGAGAGUCUUCUUCUGUGGCACAUCACAACUGAGCUCCUGUACAACAAGGACGGCAAUGCUGAUCAGAGAUCUGAUGAUAAAAGUUUCUGCAAGCUCCUUUUAGAAUGCAUGUGCAACUCCUAUGAUGAUACAGAUCAGAAAUACGAUGAAAAAGAACUCAGUAUGCUCCUUUCAGAUUAUAUGAUGUAUCUUCUCAUUAUGCAGCCAGCCAUGAUGGCAGCUGUGGCUGGUAUUGGUAAAAUAAGAUUUCGAGAUACCUGUGCUGAAGCUGAAAGGUUCUUUAAGAGAAGGGAUUUAGGAUCCAAUAAAGAAUGGGGAGCGUGUGAUAGCAUUCUUGGUGUGAAUACAGAGGUAAAGCCUGUCGACGUGAAAGGAGAUAGAAGCAAGUCAGUGUUGUUUGAUGCAUGUAGGCUGGCCAAGCUUCUAGAGCGGGAGGAGAAGAGAUGGGAGCUACUGAGCAAAGUGUGGGUGGAAUUAUUGUCAUAUGCUGCAGGUCACUGCAGAGCAACUGCCCAUGCCCAGCAAGUAAGUAAAGGUGGAGAGCUUAUUACUUUUGUUUGGCUAUUGAUGGCUCAUUUUGGCCUAGCGGACCAGUUCCAGAUCAACAAGGGCCACGCAAGAGCAAAAUUGAUAGUUGGCAAGUAAAUGUUGAUAAAUUGUUGUAGCUAAUAAUUUCUCGGGGCUUGUCAGCUUAGAUAACUGUGUUUUGUCUCUCCUUCGACUCUCCUUUUUACUUUGCAUUUAGCAAGAUCUGAAGCUAGAAAUUGACCUGAUCCAUCCAUGCUGACUUGAGGUAGCAUUUAUUGAUCCAAAUCUAAAAAUGAAGAAUCUAGUCCACCUUCACUACUGUCA
This is a messenger RNA of Populus trichocarpa (black cottonwood), 2626 nucleotides long. RefSeq lists its product as uncharacterized. Lineage: Eukaryota; Viridiplantae; Streptophyta; Magnoliopsida; Malpighiales; Salicaceae. The record is from RefSeq and is a predicted model, not a curated record. The coding region runs from base 230 to 2419 and encodes 729 amino acids. The transcript has a single exon.